This is a messenger RNA of Nematocida parisii ERTm1, 455 nucleotides long. RefSeq lists its product as uncharacterized. Lineage: Eukaryota; Fungi; Microsporidia. The record is from RefSeq and is a predicted model, not a curated record. The transcript has a single exon. The coding region runs from base 1 to 330 and encodes 109 amino acids.
AUGGACAAAACCAAGCAGGAGGGAAUUCUUAUGCUGGAGGAUAUUCUGUCAACAGUGGAGGAGAUUUUACUCCUCUCUAAGAUCACCAUGACAAACAAGGAAAAGGACAUUCACCGUGAGAUAAAAGAAGGUUUCCAGCUAAAAAUGAAAACAGAGCAGUUAAUAGUAACUGUUUCAUCUCUGUACAAGAUAAUAUUACAACUAGAGACACAUCAAGAAUGUUCUAAGCUCUGGAAAGAAUCAGAAGAUAUUUCACCACUCGUAGCACAGAAAAGGAAGAAUCUUGAAUACCUCAUUGAAUAUUUAGACAAAAUGAAGGAUUCUUCAUAAUUAAAUAUAUUCUAGCCCGAUAUAACCCGAAUUGCUUACUUAUUCCUGUGAUAAUUUCUGGGUUUAUGCUUUUUAUGUUGUUUACUCUCUCCAGCACAGGGAUCUAUAAUAAAAAAUAUCCGAAA